AUGUCCGACGAAGCUCCACCACCAUACCCGGGGCCAAAGAAAGCAGAAGACACUCCAGCUGAUGGCUCCGAAACGAGCAAGACACAGACAGAAGAGCCAUUUGAUAACUCCAAGUUGCCGCCCCCACCUCCUUACUCAGCUGUCCCCGGUGCCGAACCAACCCGUCCACAGAUCUUCAUCGCUGGCCUAAGCACUCCAAUAACCAUUUCUCCUGAUGCUACCCGCGUUCAGCUUUCUACCGAGGCAAGCCCUGAGCAACCAGAAAAAAUCGAAAACUAUCUCCUUCUUUCGAUCUGCUCCAUGAUUUUCUGCUGCUUUCCUCUUGGUGUUCUCGCCACGCUCCUUUCUUGCCAGGUUGGGAUCCUGUUCCAACGAGGCGACUACCUGCACGCUAGAAUCAUCUCGCAGCGCGCUCGUCACGUCGCUUCAAUGGCUAUCAUGAUCGGCUGCUUCAUGAUCUUUGUCGAUUAUUUCCGACGAUACAACUUCGGUCUGGACUACGGGACAAACGGCAUGGACGGAACGAUGAAUCCAAAAAUAUACGCCACCAGCGAUGUUGAUUACACCUCUAGCGAGACUCCAGGAGCGGCUUUUCAGCCAACAGAUCCCUUUUCCGAUACAGACCUUGAUUCUUAUACUGGUUCUUUUCGAGUACAAGAAGUUCAAGACGAGGAUUCGUGGCAUUUUGACCCUGUUGAGUUCUUUUUCGGAAGUGAAGGUUACAAUGCGUCAGAAUAUCAACACGGUUUCAACCCUGACCCUCUUGAUCCUCAGCCAGAAAUCUCAGUCGACGACAGUUCUUAUUAUAUGGAGUAUUGA
This is a messenger RNA of Oikopleura dioica, 819 nucleotides long. Lineage: Eukaryota; Metazoa; Chordata; Appendicularia; Copelata; Oikopleuridae. The record is from the annotation of a GenBank genome assembly.